UUCGGAAAACUUUCACUCUCUCGAAUUAUCUAUCCCUCUGUCUUGUCUUCCUUCAGUCUUUUCCCCUUUAAGUUUUCGAUCUGACAUUAAAUCCGAACACCAAUUCUUCUUCCCCAUAAUCUAGGGUUCCUGAUUCCGCUCUCCACGUUGACGUAUAUCUGAGUGUGGUCUGAUUUGGCGGUUCAGCCUUUGCGUGAGUUCUAUCGAUUGCUUGCGGUGUAGAUCAUGACGAUUCCAGAUUCUCAUCACUUCAUGUUGGAGAAUGGAUCGAUAGAAUUGCCAUGCAAGCCGGAGGAGGAAAGGAGGAUUGUGCAGGAACUCAGUGCCAAGGCCGAUUCAAAUUUGCGGGAGGGGAAUCUGUACUACCCCAUCUCGAGUCGCUGUGUUAUGUGGGGUUGUGCGGAUGGCCCAAACUAUACUGCAAGGUGGUUCAGAGCCUGGCAGAGGUACACUGGGCAAGCAGAAGGUUUAUAUCCCUUUGAAGCCAAUCCUUUUGAAUCUCAAUCUGUAACAUCGUCAAAUACAGUAGAAGAUAGGCCUAGGCCCGGAGUGAUUGACAAUACUGACAUUAUUGUAAGUGGGGGGGAUGAUAAAGAUGAUGACCCUCAGCUUCUCAGAACUUUGGAUGAAGGACGUGAUUACGUUUUAGUGCAACAAGAAGUUUGGGAGAAGUUAAGAGAAUGGUAUAAAGGAGGCCCGGCGUUGCCACGGAAGAUGAUUUCUGUUGGGGCCCAGCAGAAGCAAUUUGUCGUGGAGGUGUUCCCCCUUUCUCUCAGACUAAUUGAUUCUAGAGACCAGAGUGAAGUUCCUAUAAGGCUAAGUAAAAAGGCUUCUUUAAAUGACCUAUAUGGCAAAGUAUGCCAACUCAAAGGUUUGGACCCUCAAAAGGCACGAAUCUGGGAUUUUUUCAAUAAGCAGAAGCAAACUAUAUUACUUUCUUCAAGCAAAACCCUCGAGGAGUCUAAUUUGCAGAUGGAUCAAGAUAUUCUUCUUGAGGUGCCAACUGAUGGUCUUGGCAUGGAUUCAACUGGGAAUGGCUUAGCAUUGGUUCCAGUGGAACCUUCAAGGUCAAUCUUUUCAAUUGCUGGCGGUCCAACUAUGUCUAAUGGAAAUUCAACUGGUUAUAACCCCAUUUACCAGCGAAGUACAUCCACCUCUACAAGUGGAGAUAUGGAAGAUGCAUAUGAUGGUUUGAAGCCUCUGAAAAGAGAAGAUAGGGGUGGCUUAGCAGGAUUGCAGAAUUUGGGGAAUACUUGCUUUAUGAACAGUUCACUUCAGUGUUUAGUUCAUACGCCACCCCUUGCUGAUUACUUCCUGCAAGAUUAUAGUGAUGAAAUCAAUAGACAGAACCCCCUGGGAAUGAAUGGAGAGCUUGCCCUCUCAUUUGGUGAUUUGUUGAGGAAACUCUGGUCACCUGGUCGAGCUCCAGUUGCCCCUCGUGCAUUUAAGGGGAAACUUGCACGUUUCGCUCCACAGUUUAGUGGCUAUAAUCAGCAUGAUUCACAGGAGCUGCUUGCCUUUCUGCUUGAUGGGCUGCAUGAAGAUUUAAAUCGUGUUAAGCAGAAACCAUAUUUUGAAAUUAAGGAUUCUGGUGGUCGGCCCGAUGAGGAUGUUGCGGAUGAGUUGUGGAGGUAUCACAAGGCGAGGAAUGAUUCUGUAAUUGUGGAUAUCUGUCAGGGCCAAUACAAAUCGACGCUGGUUUGCCCUGUUUGUGACAAGAUUUCAAUAACAUUUGACCCCUUCAUGUAUCUCUCGCUACCUCUUCCUUCAACAGCAACUAGGUCAAUGACUGUAACAGUGUUUUAUGGUGAUGGAAGUGGCCUGCCUAUGCCCUUCACAGUUACUGUUCUGAAGCAAGGAUGCUGUAAAGAUCUUAACAAGGCUUUGGGUGUUGCAUGCUGCUUACGUAAUGAUGAAUACUUGCUCCUUGCUGAGGUUUAUGAACAUCGGAUAUAUCGUUACCUGGAAAAUCCAUCAGAAUCUUUGGCUACAAUUAAGGAUGAUGAACAUAUUGUUGCUUACAGGCUCCCCAGAAGGGAGGUGGAGUUAACAAAACUAGAGAUAUGCCAUCGGUAUCAGGAUAUUGAGAGGAAGCUCUUCCUAACGCCUUUAGUUACUAUCUUGGAGGACCCACUUUCUGGGAUGGGGAUAGAUCUUGCUGUUAAGAGGAUCCUCUCUCCUUUAAGAAGAAAAUCAUUUUUUACAUCUACAACGGGCCACUGUAGUGGAGAAAAUGGCUCUGCUUUUAAUGCAUUGGAUGAGCAGAUGGAGAGUUCUGGCUCCCAGUUGGGACCUGUGAUCCAAUCAACAGAAGAAAUGGAUGCAGAAGGAAUGUCUAGCAAAGAGUUGUCAUUCCGGCUUUGCAUAACUGAUGAGAAGGGUCAUAGCUGCAGGCCAAUAUUGAAGGAUUCAUCUGUUAAACCUGCUCGUAAGGUAAAAGUCAUGCUGGACUGGACUGAUAAAGAGCAUGAGCUCUAUGAUUCCAGCUAUUUAAAGGAUCUUCCCGAGGUUCACAAGUCUGGAAUUCUUGCAAAGAAGACUAAGCAAGAGGCUAUCUCUCUAUUUUCGUGUCUGGAUGCAUUUCUGAAAGAGGAGCCCUUAGGCCCUGAUGAUAUGUGGUAUUGUCCGCAAUGCAAGGAACAUAGACAAGCGAGUAAAAAGUUGGAUUUGUGGAGGUUGCCUGAUAUUCUCGUCUUUCACUUGAAGCGGUUCUCAUAUAGCAGAUGGCUGAAAAACAAACUCGAUACAUUUGUAAAUUUUCCUAUUCAUAAUCUCGAUCUGAGCAAGUAUGUGAAGAGCAAGGAUGCAUCUGAAGGGUCGCAUACUUACGAAUUGUAUGCCAUAAGCAACCACUAUGGAGGUCUUGGUGGAGGGCACUAUUCUGCAUAUUGCAAGUUAACCGAUGGCAAUUGGUACCAUUUUGACGACGCACACGUGUCUCCGGUGAAUGAAUCUGAAAUCAAGACAUCUGCUGCAUAUGUGCUGUUCUACCAACGAGUUAACAGCCAUCAGUGAAGUGGGCAAACCAUCAGUUGACGAUAGGGUUCGUUUUGAUCGUUUUAUAUGGCUAAUGACGGUGUGGCUUGGGCUUUUUUGCACCCAUGCUGCCAAGCUUAAUGGAGAUUAGAUAUGAUGGUGGCAAAGAAGCCAUAAUGUUAGAAAGGAUAUAAUUUUGGUAUUGCCGAUUGAAAACGGCCCUAUUAUUUGAUUGCUGUAACUUUUUUAUGCGGAGGGUUCUAUACAGCAAUGAGGUAACUUUAAUCACACAGAAUGGAGCAAAAUGAUUUUGACGGUGUAAUGAUAAUUAUAUUUUUUAAGUAUUUUUUUAACAUUA
Molecule: messenger RNA, 3334 nt
Organism: Salvia hispanica
Lineage: Eukaryota; Viridiplantae; Streptophyta; Magnoliopsida; Lamiales; Lamiaceae
Source: RefSeq, a predicted model, not a curated record